GCCUGAGGACCUUCAUAGGGCCCCAAACACCUUUCUCUCUCUGAAAUCUUGGUAAUGGCGAAACGUUUCUCUCUCUUGGUAGUUUUUUUCUCUCUCCUCGCCGUCUACGUCACGGCGGAGGUUCUUUCCGGCGAAGAUGGUGAUGCUCUGAUCAGGCAGGUGGUGGACGACAACGGCGAGGUUCGGCUCGGUGCCGAUCACCAUUUCUCGCUCUUCAAGACCAAAUUUGGAAAGUCCUACGCUUCUCAGGAGGAGCACGAUUACAGGUUCGAGGUUUUCAAGGCUAACCUCCGCCGUGCUAGGCGCCACCAGAGGCUUGACCCCUCAGCCAACCAUGGUGUGACUCGCUUCUCCGACCUAACUCCGGCUGAGUUUCGCCGUACCUUCCUUGGCCUCAGGAGCCACCUUAGACUCCCCUCUGACGCUAAUACGGCUCCGAUUCUUCCCACUAAAGAUCUCCCCGAGGAUUUUGAUUGGAGAGAUCGUGGUGCCGUUACCCCAGUCAAGAAUCAGGGUUCUUGCGGAUCAUGCUGGAGUUUCAGUACGACUGGUGCCUUGGAAGGUGCUAACUUCCUCUCCACCGGAGAGCUUGUUAGCCUUAGCGAGCAACAGCUUGUGGAUUGUGAUCACGAGUGUGAUCCAGAAGAGAAAGGGUCAUGCGACUCAGGGUGCAAUGGUGGGCUAAUGAACAGUGCCUUUGAGUACACACUCAAAGCCGGUGGACUAAUGAAAGAGAAAGACUAUCCCUACACAGGCACCGACCGAGGAACCUGCAAGUUCGACAAGAAGAAGAUUGCAGCAUCAGUGGCCAACUUCAGUGUUGUCUCCCUCGACGAGGAUCAAAUCGCUGCUAACUUGGUUAAGAACGGUCCUCUUGCAGUGGCCAUCAACGCAGUGUUCAUGCAAACAUACGUAGGUGGGGUGUCAUGCCCAUACAUAUGCUCAAAGAGACUUGAUCAUGGUGUGUUGUUGGUGGGUUAUGGUGCAUCUGCGUAUGCUCCUUCUAGGUUGAAGAACAAGCCAUAUUGGAUUAUAAAGAACUCGUGGGGAGAGAAUUGGGGUGAGAAAGGGUUCUACAAGAUAUGCAGAGGCCGAAAUGUGUGUGGUGUGGACUCUAUGGUUUCGACUGUUGCUGCUGUUCACACUUAAGGGGGAGACCUUAUAUAUUUAGCUCCUCAUGGCUAUGGGGAGGAGGACCCAAUUGUCUGUAAAUAUCUGUGUUUUUUUUAAAAACAUAGGCAAGGCCAUGUAUUGUGAUUUUUCAGCUUUUUUAUGUUUUAUGAUUUAAAAAAGACCGAAGAAAAUCCUUUCUAUGUCAUUUUCAUUUAUGUGAACGAACAUAAACUGAUGUUGCUUUUACUCUCACAAUUGCAAGUUGGAACGUGCAAGUAAUUGUGGCAACUUUGUGGUGUAAUGUAAGAAAAGAAAGAUUAUGAUAUGUCUAACCAUUUGUGGAAAUUGUGUA
Molecule: messenger RNA, 1465 nt
Organism: Humulus lupulus (European hop)
Lineage: Eukaryota; Viridiplantae; Streptophyta; Magnoliopsida; Rosales; Cannabaceae
Product: probable cysteine protease RD19B
Exons: 4
Coding region: 55-1149 (364 amino acids)
Cellular component (GO): lysosome
Molecular function (GO): cysteine-type endopeptidase activity
Source: RefSeq, a predicted model, not a curated record